UGACCAUGAACACUAUUGCAAUCCACUGCGUGAUUUAACAUUUCUUUUCUGAAUGUUUAUUUGCACCCCAUUUAAUAUUUAAUUAUCUCUUAGAUAAAAAUAUUUUCAAUUUUGUGGUAAAUUGUUUUUAUACAACAAAUCUGUGGUAGUUGUUUGUGGUUUAUUUGCUGCCAUAAGAUUUAGUGGAGUUUUUUUCUGAAGAAUGAAAUGUCACAUUUGUUAUUUUAGAUUCUAUAUGAAUUAUUAUUACAAUGCUUGAGAAGUGAAGAAGAGAUGUAAGUCUUUUUAUGUAGUGGAAUAGUCAUGUUAUGGAUAACAGCCGCUACCUUUCAAAUUCAGUAUUAGGUGGAGAUCAUUUUAAUACUUUUACUACCAAUCAAUUUCAAAACAUAAAUCAUCAGCCACAAGACAGAAAAAUUGGGUAUUUACCAAGAAUCGCAGAAGAAACAGUCACAAAUUAUUACAGACAACCAGUACUAAAUUACAGUAAAUUGCAGCAACAGCACCAUCAGCAAGGAAGGCAGCUGCAGCAACAUUACUUGCCAAGACAGCCGUAUCAGCUACAACAAAGUUUACCCCAAGUGUCAGAGCCUCGACAGCCGUAUCAGCAACAACAAAGUUCACCACAAGUGUUAGAGCCUCGUUUAAACUAUAACCAGUUGCAUACGAUUAACACGCCUAGGUACAGGGACAAUUAUAGUCAAUAUCAGUUGCAGAAUAACAACUAUCAGCAAACACAAUCACCAAGCCAAAUAAUCACAACACACUUGAAGCAACAACCACAGCAGCAAAAACAACAACAACAAAGAACUGCCUUCAUGACAGCUCCCAAUCAAAGCAACCCUUUACCCAUUCAAAACAUGAAUAACGUUGCAGUAUCAAAUUCAGCUGGGUAUAAUUCCCCGCAAAGCAACAUUCAAAUCUCGAACCAUCAACAAGCUUAUUUACCAGCAACCUAUUCACCCUCGUCGUAUUCGACUUCUCCAUAUUCCUCGUCACCUUAUGCAACAUCACAGUAUUCUCCCCAACAGAGAUUGUUGUCGACACCACCUGCGCAAAUCAAUCAAAACUAUCUUCCAAAAAGUAAUUCAGACCCUGGACUUAGUCAAACAUUAAACGCUCAAAAAAAUAUGUACCAGGGUAAUAACAUGCCUUACCAAACGCAGUAUGCUCCACCCCUGCCUGCUGACGGUUAUCGUGAUUUGUUAAAUUUAAAUCCAGGAGUUGAUUUAUCUGACUACACAGUAAAACUUGAUACAGGUGUUAUACACCAGUAUCCAAAUCCUGAUUACAUUACAAAUAAUUACAAUAAUCAGCAACAACAACAGAUGUAUUAUGCGAAAAGUCAGCCCAAUUCAUCUGCAUACCCACCAGACCUCACCAACACGUAUUAUCCUGGUGAAGGUAACCAAAAUCUCCAACAAGAUGUUCAAUCGCUUUCUCAGUAUGAACAGUACCAAUCCCAGCAACAGCCAUUGUAUCCACCUCAACAUAACAACUAUCCUUCAAAUCAAUAUAACCAAAUGAUGCCACAGCUUCCUAGUAAGCAAAACAUUAAUCCUUCCAAUGACUUACUACCUCCACAGAUGCAGAACCCAAAUCUGCAACAAGGAGAUACAUCUCCAUACGCUGGUUACAGAUCAACUAUUCUUGAUUCUCCUCAGGGUAGUCCAUUACCUGUCCAGUCAUCCCCAGUUAUGUUUAAAACCCCUCAAGCUACCCCGCCAUUGCAGAGGCGCCAAGCACCAGCUCGUCAAAUCUCAAAUGAAGUUUAUAAGCUUGAUUCUCCGUCAAACCAGCUGCAGAUACAUGAAAUGUCGUUAAACAGUCCACGACCACGUUCCGAAACUGUUGAAAUGGAACCACCACCAGUGCCACCUCGAAGCCCUGUAGCAAAAACCGAGAACAACAAUAAACAAGGCGCCAGUACUUACCCAACUCAAUCGCAACAAACUUCUAUGCCUCCUCCUUCUAUGCCACCACCUUCUAUGCCACCACCAUCCAUGACUUCAGCUCAAUACACACAAAAUGUACAUGGAUCCACUGUAAAUCAACUGCAACAACCACAGACUACCUACACAACCCAACGAAUACGUUCUGGUACAGUUGAAAUGGUUGAUUCGGUACUCCCUGCCACCAGAACUGAUAAUUCCUUUGCAAAGCCCAUGCCACCUCCUAAUACACCAAGGUACGCAUCUUCAGGACAACUUAGUGUUACUGGCCAACGAAGCCGUGCAGGUACAGUUGAAAUGUUGGAUAAUCAACAAUGUACAACAAAUGAUCAAAAUCAAUGUCCACCAGAAAGAAGAAUUCGUUCUGGUACAGUGGAGAUGUCUGAAGCAGGUCCUGCACAAGCAGCAUAUUACCAACAAGUGCCGCAAGUGCCCCAACCAGUACCAGAACAGUCUCAGCGGCAACAACCUCCAACGUCACAGACACAGCAGCAACAGCAGCAGCAACAGUCCUAUGACAACAAAGUUGCAUCGCCUAAUACAGCUGUAACAAGAAUUACAUAUGAUGACAAACACCCUACAUCUAAACAGCCCCCUCCUUAUCCAGCAGUAUCAACAAGUUCUAACAACUCAAGCCAAUCACAAGCACAAGAACAGUAUACCAAUCAAUUACCACCACCACAAUUAACCCAUAUGUACCCAAAUACUGUUUCUAAUGGAUCAGCCGCGCAAUACAGAAGCCCUCCUCAAGUAAUAGCAAAACAGCAAACAUCUCCGUUAGCACAUUAUUCACAACCACAACCUGUGGUGCAAAAUAAAAAUACAACAGUUGCGUCGCCAGCUCAACAAGUGUCAAAUCCAAAUGUGUCAUCCAGUUACAAUAUUCCUCCAUCUCCUCAAUCAAUGCCUAGGUCAUCUGGUGCACCUAACGCUGAGUUACUUCCGCAGCAAAAACCCAAUGUAUCACAACAAACUUCUUCAACACAGAUAGUCAACAAUGAUCCUGAAAAGAAUUAUCCAACAGCACAAUCUACGCCUCCAACCACCAACCCGCCGUUGCAGCAAUACGCACCAAGCAGUUCACGAAACUACCAACAAGUUCCGCCAGUUGAUAAUGUGGGUCAAUUAUCUGACCAGGAACUGGAACACCAGCAGAAGAUGAUGCAGCAACAAUACGUGCAAAGAGUUCGACAAGCGCAACUUCAGCAACAGCUUAGAGAGAUUCAAAGUGAAUAUGUGGCUAACCUGCGUUUGGAGCAAGACAUAGCACAAGAAUUCCUGCAGGAACAGAAAGAAAUAAAGGUCGAGCCUCAGGCGUAUCCAAAUCAUAGUUUGCAGAAUCAAAGACAGCAGCAACCUCCAAUGAUGCAGCAGUAUCAGUCUAAUUAUCCACCACCACGACAAUUAAACUAUGAUCCACAGCUUAAUCCUCAAUAUAUGUCGCAACCACAACAAGCACAACCACGCAUGCCUUAUAUGCCAAAGGAUGGUGCUGUGUUUCCCGUAACAGGACUCCCUAUUAAUCAGCCUGGUUACCAACCUCGAGUCAAUGGACAGCAACGGCACAUUCCAUCACAACCUAUAGUAAUUAUGCCGGGUGGUGGUUCGUUUCCUAACCCCGGUCAAUUCGCUCCUUCGUCUGCCGGACAACCACCAAGAAAAGACCAAAGACCUGCAGAUAAUCCUACACCGCGUACACAAGGGAAGCAACAAACGCCCUUUCAACGUUUGCGAAAGAUUGCAGAGGAUAUCUCGUCUUUCGUGGACGAUGUUGUUAAAUUUAAAGGGAAAAAAGGCGAUCAUGAAUACAAAUAUUUAGAAGAAAUGCUUACUCAGCAGUUACUUUUACUUGAUAAAGUACCAGCCAACAGCAAUGACGAGUUGCGAAAUGCCAGAAAGGCGCUUGUAAAAGAGGUGCAGGAACUAUUGGAGAUAUUAGACAGGAGGUCGACGCAAGCAGAGUAGCAGAAAUGUAAACGAGGUUGCGUUCUCGCUAUCUUGUUGUCUUUACCGAAACAGACCUUGUUGCGUCGCUAUAAGAGUGGUGUGAUUAUUUUUCAAGAAACAGGCUGUGUUAUAUUUCUUACAAAAAUAGAAAAAGGAGAUUUUAUUUUGCGCCAUGUUUGUGUUAAUUUUUUUAGUGUUCCAUAUUGCUAGUGUGUUCUUUGUUUGUUUGUUUGUUUGUUUGUUUUAAAUCACAUUCAAGUACUGUCAAGAUUUUUGUAUUUUUAUCCAAACUGCUUUACUUUACUUAAUCUGCCUUGCUCAGUCAGUCUUUUAUGAAAUAAUUUUUUUUUAAUUUUCUUUGAUUAAAUGAUGAGUAUUUUUUUUUCUUUUUCGUAUUAAAUGUUUUUUAUACGAUGUAAAUACAUGCGGGGUAUUAGUUCACCGAGUGGUAAUCGCUUGUUAGUUUCUACUUAUGCUAUAUUUAAGUCAAUAUACAAUUUUUCCAUUUCGUUUUUCUUAUACGUAAUUAUUUUAUAUUUUAUAUAUAUAUAUUUACCAUUUUUGUUCACCAAAGCUGAAGCUAACUUCUCAAAAGUUUUUUUUUCAUAACUUAUUUUACUAUGAAAGAACAUGGCACAUUCCCUGCUUUUUUACUGGUCUCUUUGUAAGCUCUAAUUCCCGUCAUUGUACACCAUUUUUAAUUUAUUCCACGCCAUUGUACACAAUUUUUUAAUUUCUUUCCCGCUAUUGUGCACCAUUUUUAAUUUAUUCCACGCCAUUGUACACAAUUUUUUAAUUUCUUUCCCGCUAUUGUGCACCAUUUUUAAUUUAUUCCACGCCAUUGUACACAAUUUUUUAAUUUCUUUCCCGCCAUUGUGCACCAUUUUUAAUUUAUUUCCCGAAGUUACUGCGUAAGCAGUUAUUUAUUUUACUAGAGAUAUUAAAUGGAAAAGUUUUUUAAAAAUGUUUUAACGAUUUUUUUUGUAGAAUAACAUUUAUUCUGAUUUUCAUAGUGAUGUGUACCUGAUUUAAUGAGAAAUUAUUGUUGUGGCUAUGUGUACACUAUGCCUUUUCUUUUUUUACGUUACUUCUUACCAAAGCUGCUAUGGUUUGCCUCUGUGUCAAAGAAUGUUUGUCGUAGUGUAUACUAGCCUGUCUAAGAAAUUUUUUGUGCAAUUAUUAUACGAUUAUUUAUUAUUCUUUUUUCGUGUGUUGUUAUUCAGCUGGAUGUUUUAACUCUUCAUGGCGGCUCGUAAUGGCAUUGGUUAUAUGCCGGCCCUAAAUGACGGUAGUUUUUCGCCGGCCCGAGGUGGCGGUAAUUUACCAACAUAACCUGGGAGUUCCGUUAAUAAAGGCGCCGUUAAUUUCGGGCCGUCGUGAAGGUAGUGGGAAUAUGUCUUUCGCUUGUUUCUUGCGCUAGUGUACGUUUACACCCAGCCAUUGUGAUGUAUGUGCUUGCUUUUAUAGAAAAGAAAUAUUUUAGGGUGAAAGAUUUUUUUUUGAUUGUGCUGUAAAUUUUAUUUUCUUAUAAUUUGUAGAUAUAUAUGAAUAUAAUGAAACAAAAUGCACACGCACGCGCAUCAUAAUCACAAUGACAACAAAAACAACUCUCCAUCGAGUUAAUUUUCUUAUUUUUUAAUCUUUUUUUUGUGGAAAUAAUUCACUGUUGUCAACACUUCACCCCACUUUCAAUUUUUCCUGACCUUAGUUUUCUCGAUCCUAAUUCUACACCUUGUGUGCUAAUGCUUAGGCCUGGGUUACAUUGGACUUUCUUUAACCGAAUUAUGGAAAUAACUUUGAAAAUAUUGUAAAUGAGCAAA
Messenger RNA from Hydractinia symbiolongicarpus, 5719 nucleotides. RefSeq lists its product as uncharacterized. Gene Ontology annotation, molecular function: protein-folding chaperone binding. The record is from RefSeq and is a predicted model, not a curated record. The transcript is spliced from 4 exons. Lineage: Eukaryota; Metazoa; Cnidaria; Hydrozoa; Anthoathecata; Hydractiniidae. Bases 309 to 3917 code for a protein of 1202 amino acids.